Messenger RNA from Apodemus sylvaticus (European woodmouse), 6563 nucleotides. It is a transcript of the gene Map3k13, whose product is annotated as mitogen-activated protein kinase kinase kinase 13. Lineage: Eukaryota; Metazoa; Chordata; Mammalia; Rodentia; Muridae. The record is from RefSeq and is a predicted model, not a curated record. Gene Ontology annotation, molecular function: ATP binding; JUN kinase kinase kinase activity; protein homodimerization activity. The transcript has 13 exons. The coding region runs from base 76 to 2982 and encodes 968 amino acids. Gene Ontology annotation, biological process: JNK cascade; protein autophosphorylation.
CCUCUCUUGUAUCCAACCUCUGUUGCCGUAGUCCUCUGACUGUCAUCUCAGGACCUGGGUCACCCUCAUGGCACAAUGGCCAGCCCUCAGGAGCACCUGAGCUGCUCCUCUUUGCCGCCCUUGCCCUUGACUGAGAACAAAGCCUCUGGUGGACGAAAUGAGCUUGCAGCCAUGGGGAACCACCCUUCACCCAAGCUCCCUGAGGACCCGCAGGAGAGGGGGGCUAUACGGUCAGAGCUGAUGGAGAUCACAGGCAGCCCGAUCUCCACCACAGUGCUGACCAGUGUAAGCGAGGAUUCCAGGGGCCAGUUUGAGAACAGUGUUCUUCAGCUAAGGGAACAGGAUGAGUCAGAGAUGACCAUGUCUCCGGGGAACAGCAACGCUGUGGAUGGAGAGGACCCGAACGGACCUGAAGACAUUAAGAUUCAGUUCAGUCGGUCAGGCAGCGGCAGCGGCAGCGGCAGCGGCAGUGGCGGGUUUCUCGAAGGACUGUUUGGAUGCCUCAGGCCUGUGUGGAAUAUCAUUGGGAAGGCGUAUUCCACUGACUACAAACUACAACAGCAAGAUACUUGGGAAGUGCCGUUUGAGGAAAUCUCAGAGCUGCAGUGGCUGGGUAGUGGAGCCCAAGGAGCUGUCUUCCUGGGCAAAUUCCGAGCAGAGGAGGUGGCCAUCAAGAAAGUAAGAGAACAAAAUGAGACGGACAUCAAGCAUCUGAGGAAGCUGAAGCACCCUAACAUCAUUGCCUUCAAGGGCGUCUGCACCCAAGCGCCGUGCUACUGCAUCAUCAUGGAGUACUGUGCCCACGGGCAGCUGUACGAAGUCCUGAGAGCUGGCAGGAAGAUCACGCCCCGCCUGCUCGUGGACUGGUCCACGGGGAUCGCCAGUGGGAUGAAUUACCUUCAUCUCCAUAAGAUUAUACAUCGAGACCUCAAGUCGCCCAAUGUUUUAGUGACUCACACAGAUGCAGUAAAAAUUUCAGACUUUGGCACAUCUAAGGAACUCAGUGAUAAAAGCACCAAGAUGUCCUUCGCUGGCACCGUUGCGUGGAUGGCACCAGAGGUGAUCCGGAAUGAGCCUGUCUCCGAGAAGGUCGACAUAUGGUCGUUUGGUGUGGUGCUUUGGGAGCUGCUGACAGGGGAGAUCCCCUACAAGGAUGUGGACUCUUCAGCCAUCAUCUGGGGUGUCGGGAGCAACAGCUUGCAUCUCCCCGUUCCUUCCACUUGCCCGGAUGGCUUCAAAAUCCUUAUGAAGCAGACAUGGCAGAGUAAGCCUCGCAACCGGCCUUCCUUCCGGCAGACGCUCAUGCACCUGGACAUUGCGUCUGCAGAUGUGCUCGCCACUCCUCAAGAGACGUACUUCAAGUCUCAGGCUGAAUGGAGAGAAGAAGUGAAAAAACAUUUUGAGAAAAUCAAAAGUGAAGGGACCUGCAUACACCGAUUAGAUGAAGAACUCAUUCGCCGGCGCAGGGAGGAGCUCAGACACGCUCUGGAUAUCCGGGAGCACUAUGAGAGAAAGCUCGAACGGGCUAACAAUCUGUACAUGGAGCUGAGCGCCAUCAUGCUUCAGCUGGAGAUGCGGGAGAAGGAGCUCCUCAGGCGAGAGCAAGCAGUGGAAAAGAAGUGCCCUGGGACCUACAAGCGCCACCCCGUCCGUCCAAUCAUCCACCCGAACGCCAUGGAGAAACUCAUGAAAAGGAAGGGUGUGCCUCACAAGGCUGGGGUGCAGACUAAGAGGCCAGACCUGUUGCGAUCCGAAGGCAUCCCUAGUACAGAAGCGGUUCCCACUGCAUCCCCUCUGUCUGGAAGUCCCAAAAUGUCCACCGCAAGCAGCAGGAGCCGGUACCGAAGUAAACCACGUCACCGCCGAGGGAACAGUAGGGGCAGCCAUAGCGACUUCGCAGCCAUCUUGAAAACCCAGCCCACCCAGGAAAAUUCACCCCACCCCACCUACCUACACCACACUCAGGCUCCGUGUGCUUCUGUCCAUCAACAUAAUCCUCUCCAGCAGCCAUACCAGCAACACCCUCCUGCCCUGCCUCAGAGCCGCCAUCCCAGACUCAAUGCGCAUGGGCAGGACAUUGCAACCUGCGCCAAUAACCUGAGGUACUUUGGCCCAGCGGCAGCCCUGCGAAGUCCACUCAGCAACCAUGCUCAAAGACAGAUACCUGGCUCUAGCCCCGACCUCAUCUCCACAGCCAUGGCGGCAGAUUGCUGGAGAAAUUCCGAACUUGAACUUGACGAAGACCAAGCUGGACCCUGGGGCUGUUGUCAGGCUGAACCCUAUGAUCCCUGUUUCCAGUGCAGGCCAGAACAUUCUGGGUCUUUAGACGGUCCCACUACUGAGCCAGUGGGGAGGAGCCCAGACCAUUCCGGUUCACCAGCGCACAAUCCUCUUUCAGGAAAUGCCCAAGGCUCUGAGAGAACGGAGACAAAUGGAUUCAAUGGCUGUCAGUCUGGUAUUUCUCAUCAGUUCACACCCCCAAUGCUACCUCAGAAGACACGGCCCCUUCAGAAGAGUGGAGAUGACUCCUCAGAAGAGGAAGGGGAAGUGGACAGCGAAGUAGAAUUUCCUCGACGACAGAGGCCUCACCGCUGCAUUAGCAGUUACCAGUCAUACUCAACCUUCAGCUCCGAGAACUUCUCUGUGUCUGAUGGAGAGGAGGGCAACACUAGUGACCACUCCAACAGUCCUGAUGAGUCCGCCCUCAGACGGCAGGACCGACUGGCAGAGACACUGGACGACCUGCUGUCCCAGACGCCCGAGGCCCCCAUCGAGAUCUCCUCCCACUCAGAUGGACUGUCUGACAAGGAGUGUGCUGUGCGCCGCGUGAAGACACAGAUGUCCCUAGGCAAGCUGUGUGCCGAGGAGCGCGGCUACGAGAACCCCGUGCAGUUUGGAGACUCAGACUGUGACUCUUCAGAGGGAGAGUGUUCCGAUGCCACAGUUAGGACCAGCAAGAACUACAGCUCUGCCACCUGGUGACAGGGGCUCUCAGCUCCUCUCCAGCAAUAGACUCCUCCCUCCUCCAUCUGACUGGGAGGAGUGGCCCAGUCCCAGAAAAAAGCCACAGUGACAGGAACAUGAGACUUGUCAAAUCUCUGGGAAAUACCCAAAUGAAACUAUGUCUCACUGAGCAUUUCAGUCAAGAAUGGCAGGGAUCUAUUGUACUGAAUAUUCCAGCUACUGUAACAUUGAUAUUUAUUUUUGUUGGACAUUUUAACACUUUGUAUUGUAAAGAGUGAACUAUAUAUGAUUCAGACACAAUAAUUUCUUUACAAAAAAAAAAAAAGUAAGGAAAUGUUGCUCUUUCGGAACAACAUUUGGAAUUGUGGGGCCAGGUGUCACUGUCACUUGAACAUGGGACCGGAUCUUUGGUUUAUGCUUGAAGAGUUGUAAGGAGACACGUUGAACAUUGAAAACACAAGCCAAAGGAAACGCAGCCACAUUAAGGUCAGCUGGCUUGUCAUGCGAAGGGUGGAAGUGACCUGAAGAGGAGUGACCUCAUAACACCAAUGCCCUGGAGGGCGUGUGCUUCCUCCAGGAGGAAAAGCCGCACAGAGCUAGAGCUGCACAUCUGGAAGCCAUUUUGUUUCUUGAACGUUAAGCAGAACCUGGUAGUAAGAGCUUCAGCAGCUUCAGGUCCUGCCCUCAGCACAUGCUUCCCGUUCAGUGACGCCAUUUUCAUGCCCCUGACCAGCGUGCUCUUCCAGACGCAGUGCCAUUUCUCCCAGGUAGCAUCCCUUCUUUCUGCCUGUUGACCGCUACUUUUAAGAAGGGGAAAGGAUCCUGAGGGGAUGAAGGGGUAAGAUGGACAGAGCACCUGUGGCACCAGCCUGUAAAAAUUCCUUCUCGAGGUGGCUCUGUUCAGUUAUAUAAGCAAGACGGUGGGUGUGACCCCGCUCUGACCAGGUUGUCUACCUCCCGGAAUCACACUGAUUCACACAGAAGGCAGCUAGGACGUGUGUAUCCAGUGUCCAAUCCCAAACCAGCUUUAUUUUGUUCAUGUUCUCGUUCUAGCUUGGAUGCUUUGGUGGCUGUCUGCCAAUCACUGUAGCAUAAAGGCUAAGUUAGUUGCUCGUAGAAGGUGACCCCCCCCAAACAUUUUUGUUAAAUGCUAUCUGUAAAAUACGGUAGGUUUUUUGUUUGUUUGUUUGUUUUUUGUUUUUAUUCUGAAUCACUGUGGUUUUGUUUAGUUGGGUUAGGAAAUUGGUAGAAGGAACAGCUGAUGCUAAGAAGGAAUUAGAAUUACUUUAGUUUCCCCAAAGAAUGUGAUUCUUCCUGUGUCUAAAGCCCUGGGCUAUGAAAGGUACCUGGAGGUGCUUUGUGGAGCCUUGGCUUGAAGCAGGAAAUGUCUCAUAGUCCCCUGAGGGCUGGGUCACAGGCGGGUACCACCAUGCCUGGCUUAAAGAUGUUUCGUCUAGAAUUUAUGUGCACACACGUUGGCCCAAUUCCUGCCUCCAGUGCAGGCUUCUGCCAAGCAUUGCCCCGCACUGGCUGGAAUCUGAUGUUGCAUCCUGUGAGGAUGUCAGGCAAUAAGACAUUCCGACCCCAGUGGAGACUGCAGGAGGGACUCAGAGCCAGUCUUACCUGAUCCCUCCUUUGUUUACACUUUAUGUUGAGACCUUGAUUUUAAAAUUUAGUUUAUCAUUUUUAGCUCAUAGGAAAGAUGAAGGAACAUGCACUAAGAAAGCAGUAUUGUUUUGUUAAAUUAUUCCCUUUUGUAUGAGCUGUAGCAGGACUACACAAAAGAGCUUAAGUUAUGACAUUAUUAUUCUUGUUUUUAUUUUAUAUCGUCAUAAUUUUCUGUUGACCAGAAGGUGUGGCUUAUGAUGUAGCACAUUGACUGUUUAUUGCUAACCGUGAAUUACUAUGGACUUCUGUGGUCCUAAGUGAAGGCUGGGGAUGGAGCUGCCCUUUGGUACUCCCGGCAUUCCUUGGUGUUUUCCCUAGUCACCUGAAUACUGCAGCAAUGGUCUGAGGAGGUGUGCUCUGCCCUGACACCCCACAGGUACACUGUGAUUUUUUUUUUACUUGAUUGUAAAAUCUCCUGAAUAUGCAGAUGACCAAGUUUGUUUAAAGGCUUCAGAAGUUAUAAACUUUCUAAAGUGUCUUAGAACAAAAUCAUGGGACUCUAAGGGAGGCAAAAAGAGAUUGAAUGGUCAGACGGCAAGACAGAGCUUUCUGUGAGUACUCGUGAGGUAGUUUCAAGAGCGGACAGCAAACCACGUCCUCAUCUCCUUCCUGCUGAGUCCCCCAGAUUGGGGCAAGCAGAAAGACUAACAGAGACACGUCAACACCAGCAGGCUAUGCCUCUGUGACUGCCUCAGGUCCCUCAGUCCUUAGAAUGCCCAUCCUGCAUUCCCACACACCUUAACUGGAUCCACCAUUAACAGGAUGCCACAAUAUGUCAGGGAUGUGGUGAUGGACGUGAAGGCCACACUUCUGUAGUAGAAUCAAAGAGAUUUCAGGAAAAAAAAAAUGGUUCUAAGAAAGGUUAAAAGGGAAGAGCAGUCCCCACCCCACCUGCCUUGUAAGAUCCAGGAAACUCAAACUGUGUUUCCUAAAAAACAUAGUCAUCAGAAGACCCUUGAGUGGAGAGAUCAGGGACCUAAGAGUCAGCUCUUCAGUGCUGUUCGAGGCCACCAUGCUCUGGUGCUUUGAGAAUCCCUGCCUGCCAGACCGAUUUCCAGCUUCAGCACUCACUGCGAGAUGAAUGGCUGUGUUCUCUGGCCAGCUUUUUUUGACUGACCACUAAGAUGAGAUUCAUUUUCUAUUGUUGUCAAGCACUGGACUUUUCCCUUUUUUCUAAAUUAUGUCUCUAAGUAAAAAUCCAUAUUAAAAUAAUAGCCUAGCACAGUAAUGGAGAAGCCUGUGUGCACUUUAAAACAUACCCCACCCCCACCAAGUUCAGAGCUAGCUGCAAGACUGGGAGAGUCAUGACAAUGAAGAUGAUGUUUUAAGGUGACUUGGGUGGCCUGCUUGAAGAUUGAGUAUUUUUAGUAUUUUAAGCCUUUAGUUCCACCAAGUUAAUCCCGGAAUUUAAGUCAUUUUGAGUCAGUACUGUCUCGUGAUUAUUCAGGGCCAUUGUGCUAAACCAUUCUCCUGAGCUGCUCUGAGUGACGGGGGCAAGGGCGCUGGAGUUCCUUGUUACUAAUGCAGGCUUGUCAGUGCUGCCACGAGGUAGCCCUGACGCCAUCUUCUCUGUGAGCAUGUGUUCCUGUUGAUUCAGUGCUUUACUGUGUUUUCCUUAUAACCUUAUGUCUUAAAUGUUUUUAAUUGUCUAUUGUUUUAAUUCUUUGAGAAUGUCAUAUACAUAAACAAUGAUCAUAUUCAAUCCAUACCCCUCUAUAACCCACCUAAGCCAGCCUCCUCCCAACUUGAGGCUUUUGGGUGGUUCUUUUGAUAAUUCACUAGUGCCACCCAGGUAUGCGUAUGGCCAUCACUGGAGCAAGGGACACACACAGCGGGCCGCUUCCACAAAAGCGUGAUUCUCCCUCCCCCAAUAGCUGUCAACUGCCAGUAACUCCUCCAUAAGAAUAGGGCCCAGAGAUCUCUUUCCCACA